Messenger RNA from Lachancea mirantina, 921 nucleotides. The record is from the annotation of a GenBank genome assembly. Lineage: Eukaryota; Fungi; Ascomycota; Saccharomycetes; Saccharomycetales; Saccharomycetaceae.
AUGCUUUCUCGAAGACCAGAUUCAAUUGUACCACACAUGAGCAUUUUCGCAAAAGCAUUCAGGCAAAGAGCUGCUAUCCCAUUUGCCGUUGGCGCCGCCGCCGUCGCAGCGUCGUACUACUACUCGUCUGUUGUCAAAAACGAAACUCUGAAGACGUUCAAAGGUGACGAUACCUGGGUCGACUUGCCUAUCAGCAAAAUCGAGUCUGUCUCGCACGACACCAAGAAAUUCACAUUCAAAUUACCUACGGACGACCAAGUCACCGGUUUGGAGACUGCGUCUGCUCUUAUGGCCAAAUUUGUCACUCCAAAGGGCUCCAAUGUCGUCAGACCUUAUACUCCGGUCAGUGAUGUUCAUACCAAGGGCUACUUUGAGCUAGUCAUCAAGCACUACGACGGUGGUAAGAUGACAGAGCAUCUACACAGUCUCAAGCCGGAAGACACGGUCUCUUUCAAGGGCCCUAUUCUAAAAUGGAAAUGGACACCAAAUAUGUUCGACUCUAUCACGCUAUUGGGAGCCGGUACCGGUAUCACUCCACUCUACCAACUCUUGCACCACAUCACGGCCAACCCAGACGACAAGACCAAGAUCCAUUUGUUGUAUGGUAACAAGACCCCUAAUGACAUUUUGAUCAAGGACUUGCUUGACGAAGUACAAGCCAAGCACCCUGACCAAGUGAAAAUAACCUAUUUUGUCGACAAGCCUUCGGGAUCUUACAAGGGCGAAGAAGGGUUUAUUACCAAGGAAUAUCUCGAGAAGAACAUUCCUAAGCCCUCUGAAAAGACCCAAUUAUUUGUCUGCGGUCCACCACCAUUCAUGAACGCGUAUUCGGGUCCAAAGGUUUCUCCAAAAGACCAAGGUGAACUCACCGGUAUCUUGAAGGAAUUGGGUUACGACCAGAAGCAAGUGUUUAAAUUCUAA